AUGGCUACCAAGUCUCAAGGAUUCCUGUGGCAGAUUUGCCUGGUACUGCUGUUCUCCGCUGGAGUCAUGUCGAUGGACUGUAACCUGCUUCGUCACCAGCAAAGCAAAUUUAACUGGUACAGUCUACAACUGCUGCAAAACAUGGGUGGGAAGUUUCCUUUGAAGUGUCUGGAAGACAAGACAGCCUUCCAGUUUCCUGAGAAGGUUCUGAAGCCCAAAUUUCAACAACAUGCCAAGAUGGCCAUCCAUGAAAUUCUCCAGCAGCUCUUCGGCAUCUUCAGCAGGAACCUGACCCAAACUGGCUGGGAAAGAAGAAAGGUGCAGAGUUUCCUAAAUGGGCUCGCUCUGCAGACCGAACGCCUCGAGACAUGCCUACCUACAAAGGCCGGGGCCAACAUUCUGAGACUGAAGAAAUACUUCCAGAGGAUCCAAGAUUUUCUUACGGAAAAGAAAUACAGCACCUGUGCCUGGGAGAUUGUCAGAGAGGAAGGGCAGAGGUGUUUUCAAUAUAUUGACAAGCUCACCGUUAGGAUGCAAAAGUAGGCGACAAACAUUUUACUAUGAACAUUUGAGAAGUUUGGGUGAAGCAGCGAACUGGGAGCAGGAAACCAUCUGACCUCAAGCUUAAACUCUAAUAUGGACUUUGUGACCCUUUUCAAGUCAAUGUAUUUGACUCCAUUUGCCAUCGGUAAACUGGGGAUUAUACCAUAAACUUCAGCAGGUGGGGCUGAUUGUUUAAAAUGCUCUGAAGAGGAAAAAUCUUCAAAACUAUAUGAAUGUACUUCAUGUACUGUGUACGAAGUCUUAUCCAAAAGCUAAGAAAUAUUUUAGAGGCCAAACACAGGUGG
Trachemys scripta elegans is the source of this 848-nucleotide messenger RNA. Its product is annotated as interferon beta-like. Gene Ontology annotation, molecular function: type I interferon receptor binding; cytokine activity. Gene Ontology annotation, biological process: defense response; T cell activation involved in immune response; adaptive immune response. The coding region runs from base 1 to 543 and encodes 180 amino acids. Lineage: Eukaryota; Metazoa; Chordata; Testudines; Emydidae. The record is from RefSeq and is a predicted model, not a curated record. Gene Ontology annotation, cellular component: extracellular region. The transcript has a single exon.